This is a messenger RNA of Dujonia railenensis, 1683 nucleotides long. The record is from the annotation of a GenBank genome assembly. Lineage: Eukaryota; Fungi; Ascomycota; Pichiomycetes; Serinales; Debaryomycetaceae.
AUGAAGGACGACUGCGCAUCAGUGGACCCAUUGGAUACAUCUAAUAAUGGGACUAAGAUAGAUCAGGAGGAAAUACUACAACCCACUAUUGGUACCUUCAACACGAAGAAUGAAAUUUAUGGGUUUGACAAUUUGGAGAAACUGGCUAAGAAGAAUGUGCCUUCCCUGCUGAAUGGUGUAGACAAUACAGAUGAUUUCGUGAAAGAAGCCAGCUCCCACUCCAGUCGGAACGAAAACUCUGAUACUUCAGAUGAUGCCAAGUCUGAAGGAAGGAACACUUCUCAAGCAGAUGAUACGAGUGAGAAACACAAGGAUAAGACAUUGAAAGGUGUUGCGAUGACGAUAUGGAAGGAUGACGGAUUCCAUGUUGUUUACCUUUUCGGUAGAGUGUUCGUUAAGAUUUCUGUAUGCUUUCUUGCGAUUGUCGGUUUAUAUUGGGGUUCAAUGUUCGAUAGGCCGUCAAGAUACAAGAACUUGAACACAUUGGUGCUUCUGGCAGAUUCAGCGUUUGAAAAUGCAAAUGGCACAACAAUACAGCCUUUAGUGAGUGAUGCAUUUAUCGACAUGGUAACCAAUGAUCCUUUAGUGAAGUCUCAAUUAGGCUGGAAAGUAGGCUCAAUGGAAGAUUUCAAAAAGCAGGCACUGGAAAACAAUAAUACAGUCGAGGCUGAAAUACUUAAACAAGUUCACCAUCAACAGUGGUGGGCUGCAGUUUACAUCAAGGAAAGCUCCACACAGUUAAUAUAUGACGCACUUGCCAGCGGUAAUUCGUCUUUUGCGAAUGGAACCAGUGCCCAGUUAAUUGAUGUCAUAUUUGAACAGGGUAGACACUAUUCGUCACUAACACAAUAUGUGCAGAAGCAUUUGGCAGCAGCGGAAGAACAGUGGGUUGGCUUCUACACGUCUGAAAAGAUAUUCAAGCCAUUAAUAGGAAAUUUGUCUGCGGAACAGCUUACUUCAUUGGUAAAUUCCAGUACUUCCUUGCCGCUUUUGAGCUCACCCCCGCUUUUCAAUUAUAUCGAUAUAUCUAAGAACUUGAUUGCAUCCAUGUUAGGUCCAAGUCAAUUAGGAUUAAUUUAUGCCCAAAUUUUCAGCUUUCACCAAUUCAACUUUUCUUUACAGAUGCAUCAAUACCUCAAGGGACGUUUACGUUUAAACCAUUACAUCGUUUACAGAUUGCUUGCAUCUCAAGUUAAUUAUUUGGUUCUUUCAUUAGUGUAUGCAUUAGUCACUAUAGCCUUUCGGGUUCCAGUGUCACACGUUUUUGGAUAUUCUGGAUUUCUAGUACUAUGGAUGUUUAUGUUCUUAUUUAUAUCUGCAUGUGGGGGCAUCAAUGAGAACAUGGUACUAUUGUUAUUCUCCUAUGGAAAAGUCAGCUACAUUCCAAUAUGGAUGGUGGUGUUUGUUAUUGUCAAUAUAUCACCAACAUUCUCUGCGUUGGACUUAUGUCCUAGAUUCUAUGAAUAUGGAUAUGCAUUACCUAUGUUCAAUGUCUUUGAAGCAUUGAGAGUAGUAUUCUUCGAUACAUGGAAGGGCGCACUAGGGAGAAAUAUAGGAGUACUAGUAGCAUGGAUAGUACUAACUAACAUAAUUUUAUUGUACACUAUCAAGUUAGGGCUGAUAAAGGAAGAAAAGGAGAAAUUAGCUAAAUCGAAUGCAAAAGAUAAUGAAGUUAAACAGUAA